ACGAGACGGCGCGAGCGAUUCAGGGGAGCGGAGUACCCAAACGUAAUUUCGGAAAGUUCUCGGGAGGAUGCCGAUAGAGAUGCCGCGGGGGCUCCCCUUCGCCGUCGACACGUGGGGCCCCUCCUCCUCCCGCCGCCGCCGCCACCGCUUCCUCACCCACGCGCACCGGGACCAUCUCGUCGGCGCCGCCGCCCCCGGAGAAGGCCCCCGCGCCGUCUACGCGACGCGGCUCACCAUGGCCCUCGCCCUCCGCCACUUUCCCCAGCAGCUUGAGAGGGAGGAGUUCGUGGAGAUGGAGGUGGGGAAGACGGUGGUGGUGGACGACCCCGCCGGCGGGUUCUCCGUGACGGCGUACGAUGCCAAUCACUGCCCUGGGGCGGUUAUGUUCUUGUUUGAGGGUCAGUUCGGUAGCAUUCUGCACACGGGGGAUUGUCGGUUUACAUCAGAUUGUGUACAGAAUUUGCCACUAAAGUACAUAGCGAAGAAAGGAAAAGAAAACGUUUGUCGUUUAGAUUUCGUGUUCCUGGACUGCACAUUUUCCAAAUGCUUCCUCAAGCUACCAAGCAAGGAAUCAGCUAUUCAGCAGGUUAUAGCUUGCAUAUGGAAGCAUCCCGAUGCUCCUUUCGUAUAUCUUGCUUGUGAUCUUCUUGGUCACGAGGAUAUCCUUGUUGAGGUGUCGAGGACAUUUGGAUCAAAGAUUUAUGUUGACAAGAGAAGGAGCUUGGAUUGUUUUCGAGCACUGUCUCUCGUGGCCCCUGAAAUCAUUACUGAUGAUCCAUCUUGUCGAUUCCAGGUUGUUGGAUUCCAGCACUUAUAUGACAAAGCAUGUACAGAGAUUGAAAAGGCAAGGACCAGUCUUCAGCCUGAACCUCUAUUUAUCCGUCCCUCAACACAGUGGUAUGCACACUGUGCUCAAAGCCAGAAACCCAGCCUAACAGAAGCUGUGAUGGACGAGUGUGGGGUUUGGCAUGUUUGUUUCUCUAUUCAUUCCUCGCGUGAUGAGUUAGAACAGGCCUUGCAACUUCUCCAUCCUCAGUGGGUAAUUUCAACAACGCCGCCAUGCUUUGCCAUGGAGUUGAGCUAUGUAAAGAAAAAUUGUUUCAAGACCCGCUUAACUGCUGAUGACCCACUAUGGAAGAUAUUCGGAUAUCCUCUCCAAAAGUCAGCAUCCUCUUCAUUGCGUGAUUCCGACAAACACACAAAUGAAGAUCAAUCAAUUUUUGUUGAAGAUGAUCAUGAUCAUUCAACCUCUCAUUGUGGCGAAGAAUGUACAAACUUUGAUGUCAGCACACUUGAACUGAAAUUUGUGCCAUCCCUUCCAGUUCAGGAACCGGAUAUUACAUUAUUUGGAAGAGCAAGAUUUGGUUUAGAAGAAAUUGACAUAAUGAAAGAAGAAUUGUGCAAUCAGUGGGUUACCGUUGAAGAAGCCAGGGCACAUUCACCAUCAUAUUUGAUUUCUGAUAGUAGCGGUGAUGGUGAAAAAUGUCCAGAUUCAGGGAUUGAUUUUGCCAUGGAGCAAGUGUCAAAGUCUCAACAGGAUUAUUCAGAAUCUGAAGAUGAGGACCCUUCUUGUCAGCCUGUUGCAUCCCCAAGACAUUUAGAAAGACGUUCAAUCCAGUAUUUACCUAUUGGUGAGUGCAGUUUGUCGCCGGUGGUUGAGGAGCCUGAAAAGUCUGAUGCUGUUGUAGAGUCAGAAUCAAUAAAUCAUGCUGAAAGUUCAAACAUUUGCAUGGUCAGAAGUGGAGAAACAACAGAUUGUCAAAGGGACAUCUUAUGCGUUGUUGGAUCAUCGAAAUGCUUGAACGCUAGUUUGAAGAGGCUUUACAGAUCAAAAAAUGUCCCUGUCCCACGACCCCUCCCGUCCCUUGUUGGACUUUUGAAAUCCGCUAAACGGGUCAAAGUGCAACGUAGCACUGAUUGAGUGAUUGUACAUUUGUCCUGCGUUGACUUCAUGGCGCGCCUUACCUUCAGAUAAGAUUGAGCUUUGCACUGAAGAUAAGAUUGACAUGUACAGAGAUUACCAGAGCCCAGCCGCCCAGAUUACAGCAGUACAGGAGAGGAUUCGUUCAAUUUUUUAAAGCUUAUACAUGUCAUUGUACAAUUUUCAAAAUGUUGUAAAGAAAAUUGAUGUAUUACUAACAUUUUUAAUUUAUACCAGUUGUAGUAAAAUCGAUGUACAAUCCUGAGAUCGCACUGCCAAAUAGAAGUAAUUAGUUAUACAAUUCUGAGGGAUAUUUGCAUCGAUCUGUGUAACACACUUCUGAGGUUGUUUUCUUUGCUCAAAACUGGAUUACGGUAAUAAGGAAAUAAGAUUUUG
Messenger RNA from Oryza brachyantha (malo sina), 2317 nucleotides. RefSeq names its product 5' exonuclease Apollo-like. Gene Ontology annotation, biological process: interstrand cross-link repair; protection from non-homologous end joining at telomere; double-strand break repair via nonhomologous end joining. The record is from RefSeq and is a predicted model, not a curated record. Bases 68 to 1921 code for a protein of 617 amino acids. The transcript has 5 exons. Lineage: Eukaryota; Viridiplantae; Streptophyta; Magnoliopsida; Poales; Poaceae. Gene Ontology annotation, molecular function: damaged DNA binding; 5'-3' DNA exonuclease activity.